AUCCCACAAUGCAACGCGUUACCUUUGACCCCUCUUCCCCAGCACAUGGCUAGCGGUUGAUCAUUUUUCUGAGUGUUUGAUUUGAUCAUAAAUCUGUUUAUUAGUGUUUGAUCAGUCUGUCUGCUGCCAAAUGAAAGUCAAAGUCCUCUCGAGAAACCCGGAUGAUUAUGUCCGAGAGACCAAACUGGACAUUCAGCGGGGUGAGUGUACAGGACUGUUUGCUACAUUGACUACCAGCUCGGUUUGUGUUUGAGGUGUAGGGGAGAGUGGGGUAAGAUGAGACAUGUCUUCAUAUUUCGGAUCACUACAUCAAGGCGUUCAUGGUUACAAACAUAACUUUCUUGAUAAUAUGGCAUGCCGAAAAAGUGGUCCCCUAUGGUCAACUUACCCCGUGUAUGUUUGGGGUAAAUUGACCAUAGGAGCGGGGUAAGUUGAGCUGUAUCUCUACAACCCCCCCACUCUCCACCCCAACCCUCCCUUACCUUCUCUCUCCCUAAAUAACAGUCACUUCUUCACAUUCAUGUGUAUUUUUAUCUAUUAUACAUUCUUCAACUGGUACAAUAAUUCUUUUUUAUUAUUAUUGCAUUUAAGUGCUAAAAAGCUGUUUUGUUCUUUUACCAUUUCCAAACAACAGGGGGUGGCUCAAUUUACCCCUCUCUCCCCUACAUGAGUUGAAUUGUCCUAAAGUAAAUGUUCCCUUUGCUCAUAGAGGAAUAAUAACUGUCUUAUAUUAGUUCCCAGAAACUAUGACCCUGCACUCCAUCCAUUCGAGGUGAGCAGAGAGUACACCCGGGCUCUGAACGCCACCAAGCUCGACAGGGUGUUUGCGAAGCCCUUCCUGGCCUCUCUGGAUGGUCACAGAGAUGGAGUCAACUGCAUGGCCAAGCACACCAAGAGCCUCUCCACGCUGCUGUCUGGCGCCUGUGAUGGGGAGGUAACUAUUUUUGCACCAUGUCUAACCAGACGUAUGAACUAGCUGUAAGCAUGGAGGUGUGACAAGCUUCUUCACUGAUGUUUGAUUUGAUUCACAGGUAAAAGUGUGGGAUCUGACCAAACAUGAAUGUGUCCGCACGCUCCAAGCACAUGAAGGUUUUGUCCGGGGGAUAGUUGUCCGCUACUGUGGGACGUCUUUCUUUACGGUACCUGCUGCUAGUCCGUCCUUUAAACCCUGAGCCUCGCUAAGACAACAGACUGUUUGUUUUUCUAAAUCUUUGUCUGUCUCGAACAGGUCGGUGAUGACAAAACUAUUAAGCAAUGGAAAAUGGAAGCGCCAGGUUACGGAGAAGAAGAGGAACCACUCAACACUGUCCUUGGCAAGGUAAAGUCACCGGGUAUUUGCUGUGGUAUUAUGAUUACAGGCAGCUGUGGCUGCAUCAUGGCGAGAGAGGUUGUGCCUGAAGCAUCCCUUUGGUUGUACUGAGGAUGCUUUUUGUCCCUCACAGACGGUCUUUACAGGACUGGACCAUCAUCAGAACCAGGCUGUGUUUGCUACAUGUGGCCAGCAGGUGGACAUUUGGGACGAGCAGAGGAGUAGCCCGAUCCGCUCUUUCACCUGGGGCGUAGACAGCUUCAGCUCUGUCCGCUUUAACCCUGUGGAGGUGAGACACAGGCUGCUUUAAUGUGCUUUUCAUCCAUGUCAACACUCAUAUACUUAAAACUUACUUAAAAUAAAACUUGAUAAUAAUCUUGCUGUUAUCUGUCCCACAGACUGAACUCCUUGCAAGCUGUGCCUCUGACAGAAGUAUAGUUCUGUAUGACAUGAGAGAAUCAGCACCACUUAAAAAGGUAACCCCCACCUGCUGAAGUUCCUGAAGUAAAGGACCCUUCCUCUCCUGUUUCUUUGUGGCGUAAUGUUAACUUGUGUCUGUGUGUUUUCCUUGUAGGUUAUCAUGAAGAUGAGGAGUAACACGGUCUGCUGGAACCCUAUGGAAGCUUAUUACUUCACAUGUUCAAAUGAGGAUUACAAGUAAGUUGAGGAUUUAAGGUUCUUACUAUGAGAGAGAUUCACAUCUUUUUUCUCUUGGCAUGAGCUGGCUCUGAAACUGAGCUUUGCCUUAACAGCCAUAAAUGCCCGAGCGUGCACCUCGCAAAAUGCAGAGCUAAUGCAAGAUCCCAUCAUUGUGUUACCUUUUAUGUUUAACUAAAACACAACCUCAAUUUUGAUAUGUGACUUUGUCUCGUCAGCCUCUACACAUACGACAUGAGAUACCUGGACCGGCCACUCACAGUGCACAUGGACCAUGUCUCUGCAGUACUAGAUGUGGAUUACUCGCCCACUGGAAGAGAGUUUGUAUCAGCAAGUUUCGACAAAACAAUCCGGAUCUUCCCCAAGAACGCAGGACACAGCAGGUUAGUACAGCCCAGAGCAUCAAAACCAAAAACACGAAAUGAAGCUUGCUUCUUUAAACAAUUUAUCUACAUCUGAUUAAAAACGUUAAAUAAAACAAAUCAGUCCUCACACUGCAAAUAUCAUGUCUAAACAGAUCCUGGCUGCUAUUUGAUAUCAGCUCUGUUUUAAAAUGAAACAGUUUGUUGUUGCUUCUGACAGAAAUCCCUCUAAAAUGUACCGUCUAAGAUAAUCAUGUAUCUACCUGCUUGAAAAGGCCUUAUUUCAUUAUGCAUUUGAUAAAUGUCCCCUUUUCAUUGUUUAAUUUAAGGGAAGUUUAUCACACCAAGCGCAUGCAGCACGUCAUCUGCACAAAGUGGUCAGCAGACAACAAAUACAUCCUAAGUGGUUCUGAUGAAAUGAACAUCCGGCUGUGGAAGGCCAACGCAUCUGAGAAGCUCGGAGUGGUAAGUCCCGCCUCCUCCUCCUCCUAUAUCAUGUCUGCUUAAUAAAUCCUAUUAAGAAAAGUCAACAUCAAAGCAAAGGGAGCUUGUUGCUUCUCAGCAGCUUGUUGGUAAACAGUAAGAGUUGAUCCGCGCUCCAAUAAAACAAGUUUUUUUUCGCUCAGCUGUCCUGCUGUACACGGUUUCUCUCUCUACUCUGUCUGUCCUGAUAUUGUUGUAUGAGCUAGCUGCAUCCUCCGACACUGCCAUGGCCCUGGGCCCACCUCAGCAGGGUAAAAGUGGGUGCUGAUGCCAGGGGCAGCGGCAUGAUGUUGCCAAAUGCCUUGAUGGAUGCUGACUUAGGGAAGAAUCACUCUCAAUAAGUACAAUGUAUCAAUUGGCACGGCUGCCAUCCUAGCAGGUAGAAGUAAAUAAAAACCUCAAGCUCGUGUAUUUUCUUAUUUUCUUGGAAAGAAACUGUCAAAUAUUCCUAUUUCUUAUGCUUUAUCUUCAGACUUUUUGUGUCUUGUUUAACAAUCACCAUGUGCGACAGUGAAGACUGUGUAAGCAGAAAUGAUCGCCUGGAUGCUAUUUUAUGCUCGUCUGUCAAUGAAGCUCACAUAAAAUGCUGGGAAAUGUUCCAGUGCCCCAAAUCUCUGCAAGGGCUGUGUAAUAAAGAUCAAUAACAUCCCAUGUGCCAUCUCCAACAGCCAUCAUUCAUUCCUAAUCGGACUCACUCUUGCUUAUUCUCUUAAUGCAGCUUCGGAGUGGAAAAUUGGCCUGCUUUUGGCACUUGUUUUACUGUCACUGUGUUAGAGAUUUAUCCGCAAGCUUUGCACUUAAAGAGAUCAGACAAGGGCUGCUCCUAUCAGCAGUUUAAAUCGGCCAAUCACUUAAAGCAGGCCACUCCGAACAUAAUGAAGCAUUAACAAUCAAAUUGUACUGAAAGGGUCUUUAAUUAUCAAGAAAUGCUGAAAUGCUAGAUCGAGGCUUUGUCUGUGUCUGUAGGCAUCACGUUGGAUUAAUCAGGACUCCCCCUAUCAGCUGCUGCACAGUUUCAUACCUCAUUUUUACAUGAGAAACCUUUGACCCCAGAGAGAAAAGUCCAAAAAUAAAGAUAUCUUGAACGAGAUUAGCUCUGAUAAAUGUGAGGAGGGUUGAAAAGAGAGGAAGCAGUGAGUUACCAAGAAGAUGGCAACAACUUAGCAUGCCAGCAUGACUCAUUUGAGUCCACAAACAAAUUGUGUUUAAAGGAGCUCUCACUGCUCUAUGUUUGGUCAGGGCUGAAGUAAAAACUUUGAAAAGUUUGGGUUGUUCGAUGUCGCAGUAGUUGUUUUUGAUGAUUGCUUUACAUCAAGCGACAAAGUAACUUUAUUUAAAAGACGUCGUAAUGAGUAACAACCCCUGUCCACAGGCUGCGGAGCGAAACGUAUAAGCAGCCAGCUACACUGCCUUUAAUGCUCACUCAGUGUAUACACUGAAAGUGUUCAGUCACUGUAGUGCUGUGUGCUCACUUUUGCAUGAACCCAAUACUCAAGUCAAGCAAGUCACACAUGCAAGUCCGAAGACGACUUGUGAAGCCUGAAAAGUGUGGGUGUGAGGGAUACUGGGUCCGUAUGUUGAUAGAGUAGAUGUCUGUAUUUGUUUAGGACACAAGUACAACUUUAACUCUGAAGGGUUUGGUUUUAGCAAUAUUGUCUUUCAAGAUUCAUCAGUCUUAGUCAAAUCCAACAAAGAGUGCUCUUUGUUUUGUUUGUUUGCAAUAAUUCAUUUAAAUUCAUGUCACAGUUGUGUGUUUUACCGUGUUUUUUCAGUGGAGAUUAUUUCUGGCAUGUGCUGGCCGUUGGCUUCACUCUCUACUCUGGCAAAACUGUGCUUGCUUGUUUUCCUCGGUCUUCCAGAGUUUUCCAGGUCUUGGUUGAGCUCAGUGAGAUCAGUGUGUAAAAGACUGUGAGGGUCCUGUUUCAGUGGAUUUCCAAACUUUGCCAUGCUUAAGGACCCCUGCAGCUACUGACCCUCUGGCACAUAUCAAGACAUAAAUGAUAAAAGUCCUUAUUGUCAUUCAUGUUUACCAAUCUUGUCAUCACUGCAAUCAAACACACUCCUAACAGUGUGUACUUCUUCUGUUAUAAACAACAAAACCAGCAUUGACAGAACACAAGGCAGUAUAUUCCUCUGUAACAAAUACCAACUUUUCAUCAAAUCCAGUUCAGCUGGUGGUUAGCAUCGAACAACAUUCUUCGAAGGCCUUUUUUUCUUUUUUUUAUUACACAUGACAUUUACAUCUUCAAGGCUAAUUCUGUCUAUUUUGUUUUUUUACAUCCCCUGUUGUAAAAUCUGAUAAUAUCUCUAUUUAACAAAGAAAGUACAUUACACAAAGGUUUGACUGUGGCUUACUUCAGCAGCAUGAGCCUGAAAAAAAACACAAGCAUAUUUUCUUUUAAUUUUCUCACUUAAAGUUGCUGAAAUGACAAUGUCAUAAUAAAGAUGUGUACAAAUACUGAUACAGUCAUCGUGGUAGGUAAUACUGGCACUUUACAUUCUUCUGUUUAAGAUUUGGUUCAUGGGACCAGAAUUCAAUGACCUUCACACAGUUGUACUUUUUAUGCUUUUUCAAUCCUUUGUCACUUCAGUGUGUUCUGUUAUGAGAGCGCCACCAGAUGUAACACACUGCUGUGCCUCAAAAUGAACGUCCGUAGUCAUGUUUUUAUAACGGCUUUUAUAUUAAAGUAAGUGUAGGUUUCAUGUGCCCCACUAUCAAAACAAAAUCACAGGGACUCUACAAGCUGAUAUCCACUUUUUGGAUUAUAUUACCAUUGUUGAGCAAGCUCAUCAUGUGUGUAACGAGGGGAAUUAGUUCAGCCGACAGGAUCAGCGUCUGACAGCUCUUCUACAACAAAUUGAAUCUGAGACAAAUCAUUGCUUUUAAUUAGAAUAAAAGCCUUCCAGGAGGGCGGCCUUGGCCAAGACCAGCCUGAGAAGCUGCCGGGUUUUAUGAGAAAGACCGAGGGAUGCUGUUGAGCUGGUGUCUUCACUUUUUAACAGACAUUGAUUCACUUUUCAAUGAGUACGUGUCAGGCUGAAAUAACUGCUUACUGCUCAGACAAGGGGUGCUAAGAUUACAAAUUUUAAUGGUAUGAUUAUUCGUCUGAGUGAUGAUUAUGGUUUUACUCUAAUCAUGGUUAUUAAGCAUUCAUCAAUUUUGCAACAUUACAAAUGUGUAAAAGACUUCAUGCUGUUUUGCUGCUCUUGUAUUUCUUUACUUGAAAGCCAAACUUUCCCUGAAAUGCAGUUGACCCCGACACAUUUAUAUUUGAUUUCAUCAGCCCUCUAGAAUAAUAUCCCUCAGCUAUCAUUUGUCAUCUUUCCCACAAUGUCCUGAUCAGCUGUCUGAAAUACUCGGUUGAAGUCAGUGACCUGACACUGACUUAGUUCAUUCUGUCAAACAGGUCUUCUCUGUAGUGCUUGGAAAUGCCCUCUCCCUUUGUGCCCCUUUCUCGUGGUGUCCCCCAGGGAUCUAUCUCGGAUCCCCUUUUAUUCACUGUAUACAUGCUCCCCCUAGGGCAACUCCUGCAUAGGUAUGGUGAGGACUUUCACUGCUAUGCAGAUCACAAUCAGCUCUAUGCUUAAUUAAAACCUGGCAACACUGAUGUCUCUGACUGAAAUCAAGAACUGGAUGUUUGAAAAUGUUCUACAGCUGACAGACUCCAAAUCUGAAGUUAUUGUCAUUACUCCCCCUUCCCUGAAUUUAAAGGGAUAUUCCGUUGUAAAUUUAAGUUAGGGUCAAACACACUGUAACACCGAGUUAGACACCCCCUCCAGAAAGGAAUGUUGCUGACUGCCUGCUUCUCUAGUUUUACCAACUUCAGCAACGACCGCACCAUAGCAAUACACCGCAGUCUACAUCUCCAUGUGCAAACCUCAACCAUAAAUGCCACUCUAUAGCCACAAAUAAUGCUCAGAACAGCACCUAACUUCAUCAACAGUACAUAUAGGGUCCCAGCCAUAAUACUAGCCAUCAAACAUCCUUUUGGCUUUGCCUGAUUUCUUUAGCAAAGAGACCAAACACAACUUCCACUCUCCUCCAGCCGCUUGUUUGUAGGGGAGCCCUGACGAGUUGAUCACCGAGUGCAGCGGAGUUCCGCUGCUCAAGGAAGAAAAUUUAUGAUCAUUACUUAAUGGAAAAGCAAUCAGAUUUUUUAUGUAUCUUGUUGGUGCACUGCAGACGCAGUAGUUCUUCUGCCUUAGCGUCUCGGUCUGAUUUCAUUUCCAUGAAGUAAUAAUCAUUAAUUUUCCGGUGUACUCUGUGAUCGACUCUUAAGAUUUUUAAAGCCUCUCUUCCAAUUCUCCUCUUUAUGCACAUCUCCUUUCAGCAUCUCAUACAUUUUUGGUCUAACUAAUCUAUAUUUUCUUGUGUUGUAGCUCGGCCCAAGAGAGAGGGAGGCCAGAAACUACAAUCAGAAGCUGAGGGAGAAGUUCCAGCACCAUCCGCAGAUUAAGCGCAUCGCUCGUCAUCGACACUUACCCAAGAACAUCUUCCAUCAGAGCAAGGAGCUGAGGAUUAUGAAAGAGGCUCGCCGGAGGAAGUAUGCAGCCCUUACUUUACUCAAAAAGUUGUGAAUGAGCUGAUUUAGGUGAUGCUGACUCAGGCUCCUGUCAGCUUAGGUCUGACCUGUGUAGUCACGGAUGAGAUCGCCCUCAAUGACAUGGUCUCAGUAGGACUUACUCAUGUACAGCUGUAUGGUGGAUUGAUUGACCCACUUAGUUCUGCUUCGCUGUGAUUCAUAGCUCAGUCUGCAAGUUUGUUUUUCCUAACUUGGAGUAUUGUUACAUGCCAGACGUGUUUGACUGUGGAUGAGUUGUUCGGUCAACAGUCUGUAAUUCCUCUGCCUCUCAGUUUGCCGAUCCGUUUCUUCCUCUUCACUACAUUCUUUCCUGGUUAUUCUUGGACGGCAUUAUUUACUUCUUCUCUUGUUUUCCAGGGAGAGUAAUGUCCGGAAGCACAGCAAACCAGGAGCUGUCCCCGUAGUGUCUGAAAAAGAGAAGCAUGUUUUGACUGUGGUCAAAUAGGAGCAGUACGAAGAAGAGAAGACAGGAGGACCACAAUCGAGAGAGAAGGUGGAGACCAAUACUACACCAACAUGGGACAUUUCCAGACUGUUCUUAUUUGAGAAUAAAAGGUGUCAAUUCUGCAUCAUUUUAAAGUUUGAGGACACAGACUGUAAAUACAUGAACAACACAUCUUUUUCUUCCUUUAUCACGAAUUUUGGGUGUUUCUUUUUUUUUUCUCCAGACCAAUUACAGGUUCUUUUUUUUAUGUGCAAGUUUUUGUUAAAAGCAAAAAAGUUUAAGAAGGUGAGUUUACAUGAACCAGUCAUGACAAGUAUGUUGUAUUUAUAAUAAACUUCUUAACCAAGAAAUGAGAAUAAAAAAUAAUGCUGUGAAAUAAAAAUUAGGAGAAAAUUAUCUCUAUUUCCCAAAUCCAAAGUCAAC
Molecule: messenger RNA, 8262 nt
Organism: Xyrichtys novacula (pearly razorfish)
Lineage: Eukaryota; Metazoa; Chordata; Actinopteri; Labriformes; Labridae
Source: the annotation of a GenBank genome assembly